Molecule: messenger RNA, 1963 nt
Organism: Camellia sinensis
Lineage: Eukaryota; Viridiplantae; Streptophyta; Magnoliopsida; Ericales; Theaceae
Source: RefSeq, a predicted model, not a curated record
CGCUGCCUUGGACCUGCGGGAGAGUGGGAGAAUUUUCCUGUAACAAAAAAAAUCUGGAUAUAAAAUCCAAUCUUAGCUGAUUUGUUCCAAUGCCAGACCCCUUUGGCUAAAACGAGAGCUUAUUUUGGAACUUAGUGUUUUACGCCAUGGCCGGAGCUACCUCUAGAAUUCCGAUGAGUCGCCGGAUUUUGAUGUUUGACAAUUAUGGCUCGGAGAAUUCUGAUGAAUCCGCCACGAUAUUGGCCGGUACUAUUUUUGAAUUUCUUGAUGAAAACAGUGAAGAGCCGGUCGAGGGCAGUACUGAUAGCCAUGAUUUUGGUGAGAAUGAAGACAUCAAUGAAGAUGAGGAGAAAGAAAAUACUGGAAAUGUUGAAGUUGAUAUGACUUUCUGGGAAACUCAACAGCAACUUCUACAUGAAACCUUACGUAGGAGUAGCUCUUUGGAAUCAAGGAUCCGAAAUGCCACCAAGGAAGCAUUAAAAGAAGUACAAAUCGCAGAAAUUUUUUGUGCUUGUCGGAAACCAGCUACUGGUGGUUGUCGGAAUUGUCUCAUGAGAAAAAUAUGUUGCUGUCUUCAAACUGCCGGUUUUGACAGUACUAUUUGCAAGUCUAAGUGGAAGAGUUCACCACAUAUUCCUUCAGGUGAACACACCUUUUUGGAUGUUGUGGACAACUCAAGCUCUAAGAAAGGAGAGGUCAGAGUGAUAAUUGAGUUAAAUUUUCGAGUUGAGUUUGAGAUGGCUAGAGCGAGUGAAGAGUACAACAAGCUCAUCACAAGACUCCCUGAAGUGUUUGUUGGAAAGGUUGAGAGAUUGCACAAUCUCAUCAAGAUCUUGUGCUCUGCUGCAAAGAAAUGCAUGAAGGACAAUAAAAUGCACAUUGGUCCAUGGAGGAAGCACAAAUACAUGCAAGCCAAGUGGCUUAGCACCUGUGAAAGGAGGAUAUCUACCCCAAUCUUGUCGACACGACACUCUGCACAUACCCCUAGGCCAAAGGCAUCAAUGCUAACGGUAGACUUGUUGGAGAACUUGUCCAAUUUGAAUAGGCCCGCAGUUCAAGUCGUGUGACUGUGAAUGUGACAUUUCAUCCCGGAUCGGCCAUCUCUAUAGGCCAUGGCGGAGAAGGAAGGAGGAAUCAUCAAGAAGGGUCAUGAGAAGGGCACAAAAAUGGCAGUCUCUAUUCUCAAACAGUUUGAGCUUUCCACAGGGCUCCUUUCUCUGGCUGAUGUGAUCGAAAUGGGUUUUGUGAGCAGCACUGGCUACAUGUGGAUCGUGCAAACGAAGAAAGUGGAGCACAAGUUCAAGUUGAUUAGCAAGCUUGUUAGUUACGACACUGAAUCAAUUGGUUUUGGAGUGUUUUGGAAAGAUAGUUAAAAGUUGACUUUCAGCUUUUAAUCAAAUUUUUUAGCUUUUUUAAAAAGUGAUUUGGGAAGUUGAUAAAAAGUUGCUUUUGACUUUUUUGGUUAAUAUUUGUUUAAGAUAUCACAUAACAAUAAAAUAAACAAAUUACCCCAUCCAAUUUAAGAAAUUUACAUUUUCACCCAUAUAUAACCCUAAACAACAUGAAAGGUAUAAUUGUAAUUUCACAAGUAACUUUUUUGAAUCUUCCCAAAUGACUUUUAUGUUAAACAAGCCAAUCUAACUUUUUUGGACAAGCUGCAAAACGCAACUUUUAACCCAAGUUCCCAAAUGGGCACUAUGUAAAGAAAAGGCGAAUCAAGAAGAUUAAGGGAGUGAAGGCUAAGGAGCUGAUGUCGUGGCCUCCUGUUAGUGAGAUCAUUGCAGAUAAGCCACCCACUCAGAAGAUUCACUUCAAGAGCUUGGCUGGGAUCACAAAAACUUUCCCAAUUGAGGCAUUUGUGGCUGGUCAGUAAUACAAGGGCUUGUUUGGUAGUCCAUUUCACACACAAAAAACAAGUUCUAUAUGGUUAGGGCUUUACAAGGAUGAAUUUAUUAUAUAUUUU